AUGGAUGCCAUGAGGAAGCAGCUCGAUGUGCUCAUGGGAGCUAACAGAAACGGCGAUGUGACGGAGGUGAAUCGCAAAUACUACGACCGCGAUGUUUGUCGUCUCUACUUAUCCGGUCUCUGCCCUCAUGAGCUCUUCCAAUUGACGAAAAUGGAUAUGGGUCCUUGCCCAAAGGUGCACUCUUUGCAGCUGAGGAAAGAAUAUAAAGAAGCAAAGGCAAAAGGUGUUGACAAUUACGAUAGGGAAUUGGAAGAUGCCAUAGACAGGCUUAUUGUUGAAUGCGAUAGGAAGAUUGGUAGGGCUCUUAAGCGUCUUCAGGAAGAGGAUGCCAAAGCUGCCAUUGCAAUCUCAGUCACUGAAGUUACUCAGUCUCCUGAAAUUCUCGAAUUAUCGAAGCAAAUCAAAGAGAAGAUGAAGGAAGCAGACCUGCAUGAUCUUGAAGGAAAAACUGAUCUAAAGAUUAGGGCUCUUGAGUUAGUUGAAGAGAUGAGGACUCAGAGAGCUGACAAACAGGCUGUGCUGCUGUUAGAAGCCUUCAACAAAGAUAGGGCCUCCUUGCCACAGCCCGUCCCAGCUCAGCCACCAGCUGCAGCAUUACCUCCGCCUGAUCCUCGCACUCAAGAAAUGAUCAAUGAGAAAUUAAAGAAAGCAGAAGAAUUUGGCGAACAAGGAAUGGUUGAUGAGGCGCAGAAAGCACUAGAAGAGGCUGAAGCUCUUAAAAAGCUUACUGCUAGACCAGAACCUGUAGUGGAUUCAGCCAAAUACACUGCUGCUGAUGUGCGCAUUACAGACCAGAAGCUGCGUCUAUGUGACAUAUGCGGAGCAUUCCUGAGCGUAUAUGACAGUGAUCGUCGGUUAGCUGAUCAUUUUGGAGGGAAGCUUCAUUUGGGUUACAUGCUGAUUCGUGACAAAUUAGCAGAGCUUCAGGAGGAAAAGAACAAAGUUCACAAGGAACGGGUCGAUGAAAGGAGGUCAAAGGAGAGGAGCAGAGAGAGAGAAUCAAGUAAAGACAGAGACGGAGGAGAUAGCCGUGAUCGUGGAAGAGAUGUUGACCGUAGGAGUAGAGAUCGCGACAGGCACCAUGACCACCGUGAACAUGACAGAAACUAUAAUCAGUCACGUGGCUAUGACUCAAGAAGCCGUCGCAGUUCGCGGUCCCGGUCUAGGGAAAGACCGAGGGAUAAUGAUCGCCGCAGGCGCCAUGACCGAUACUGA
Molecule: messenger RNA, 1215 nt
Organism: Microthlaspi erraticum
Lineage: Eukaryota; Viridiplantae; Streptophyta; Magnoliopsida; Brassicales; Brassicaceae
Source: the annotation of a GenBank genome assembly